CGCUGAGCCACACCCAGCCGGGCCUGGUGAUAAUUUUUAAAAAUUGUUUUCUUUGCAAAUAUAUACAUAUAGGUAAAUAUAUGGUCUGAACAGAAUUAUACUUUUUUUAAUUACGGAAAACUUCCAACUUAACCAAAGUAGAGAGAAGGUAUGACUUCUUGUCUCCCGACAUUGCCAGUUGCCUCAUGUCCACUGUUAUCUCACCCUCAUUACUUUAGAGCAAAUCCCAAAUAUCAUAUCUUUUUUUUCUGUAGUUUUUCUAUGUGCAUGAAAAAACACUACAUUUUCAUAUGUAAAAAUUUACAUUUGGACACAGUCUGUUUUUUGACAGAUUCAUAAAUAGUCUUUCCAGUUGGUGUCUUGAAUUAUAAAGAUCUUUUUAUUAACUUGUUUUGCUUUAUUGUACAAGACAUUUAAAUAAUACACUGUUACUACUAACAGUAUAAUUACAGUGUGAACACAGUUUCUAGAUUUCUUUUUGAUUAUUUUUGUCUUUAGAAUCCCAUUUUUAUUGUUGCAUUUUUCAUUUCAUGAUAUAGUAAAUGAUAUCGUAAAAUAAGUAAAUACCUUCAUUUUAAAUGGCUGCAUGAUAUGUUUACCCAUUUCCUUCUUGGAACACAUAGGAUGUUAAUAACAUUUUGGUAUAAACAGAGCUGAGUUGACUGUAUGUGUUUUUGCUCAUUACAUUUUUUUUUUUACAUUUAAGAGAGCAUACAAACAAGGAUGUGUGUAAGUUUAAAGCUCUAUUACUUUUUUACAGUAGAAUCAACCCCAGCUUGAGAAACGGCAUUCCUGGCCCCCCAGGGCCUCCCCCAUGGCCCCUUCCCCACACUCCCUAAGGGUGACCACUGUCCUCAUGGCAAGCAUCACACUCACUUUCCUUGCUUGAGCUCUGUAAAUAGCAUUAUUUAGUGUAUGCUUCUCAAGCUUGCGUUUGAGACCCGUCUGUUUGCUCUCGGUGCCUGUGCCCAGUGAGUAGUAGGUCCUUUGGAACCCACUGUGUAUAUAGCCUGCUGUAGACGGACGUUUGUGUUGGGACAGUUUUUAGCUAUUACAAAUAGUUCACACACUUGAAAGAUAUCUUCUAAAGAUAAAUUCCCAGGAGUUGGAUGUAUGUCUGAGGGAAUGGAGGCUUUUGCUGUGUGUUGCCACAUCGCCCAGCAUAAAGGCUAUGCCAGCUCACACUCCCACGGGGGUUAGGUGAGGCCUGCCCCUCCAUAUUCUUAUUGGUCCCAUCUUACUAGUCCAUGAUUUGAAACGUGUUGUUGCGUUAUUAGGGCUACACCAGUGUCUGAUACAUGUCAGGUGCCUGAAAGGGCGUUUUAAAUCUCAUGGAGAAAAAAACACCAGGAAUGUUUGAGUGGCUCUCACUGCAGUGGCCUAUGAAGCAGUUGUGCCCUAAAAAUUGCUGGAUUAGUUGGGGAGAUGACAUGUAUGACAAAUGACUCGCAGCACAAGUGCUACAUUACUAGUUCCAGUGAUGCUGUAAGACUUUAGAUGAAGGAGAAACCAAAGUUUUCUUUGUAGUAGUAUACUUGGGACGGGUCAGCUCUCUGUUACUCUCACCUCUCACUGAUUUGAGAUUACUUUCUUAGCUGAGGCCUGGCUGGACUAGAGACUAUUUGGAUUACAGAGGCCAAAGCCAGUGCGUAGGCCACUGUUUCAGUGGCUGAUCCCCUUUAUGUGUAAGACAAGUUUAGUGUUCUCUCUACCUCUCCUGCUUCUGGUUUGAAAAUGCAGCAAUAUACUGCCUCCAAAAUGCUAUCUUUGAUGUAAAAGUACACAUCAGUGUCAUUUUUGUAAAUUUUGUAUGUUACAGAUUCAGUAGUUCUUUGUCCAACUGAAGGUGGGUGCUUGAAAAAAGGUAGUGACAGUGUGCUGUGGUUAAAAGCACCGUUCUAGGCUCUGUGAAGCCUUGGGCAGAUCACCACCCCUCCCUGGGCCUCAAUUUCUCUGUAGGAUGAGGAAAUGGGGGCCAGAAAAUGGCAGGGCUUCUGCGCAAUUGGGGAUUUAGGGCCUCUCUCGCUUCAAAUGGGAGCUCCUCGUCUGAUCAUUGCUUAUGUUGCUGAGCAACUUGGGUCAGAAAAAUUUAAAGUCAGCUGUGUGCUGUGCCAAACACCGUAAGCGCGUGAAUUGUCUAAAUGUAGGAACACAGUGGUAUAGUCGUUAAGCGGCAUAUAGGGCUGCUGCCUGCCCGGAGUGGCCCUAGUUCACCAAUGUUGUCGCAAUGCUUUAGAAAGUCAUAGAACCCCCCUACCCCCACCCCCUUCAGGGGAACUUUAAAAUAAUUAUCUUUUAAGAAUACCAGAUGAGUUUCUUUUGCAGAAGUGAAAGCAUCUUGCUUUUCUUCCAUUUGAGAGGUUGGUGUCCCUUAGGAACAGGGAUGCAUGUUUCUGUGCAUAUUUAACACAAGGGCUUAAUCCAAAAUACGUUAUUUGAAUAUGUCAGCAUUUUAAUGAGAUGCAAGCUGAUGUUGGAUGUGUGCAGAUUGAAUUUGUCCGGCGUUCAUUCGUAGCUUUUCUUUAAUGAAGGGGUUGGCUUUUCACUCGCCUGAACGGAGCACCAUGCACAGUAGCCUUGUGGCGUCUCGCCUGCGUAGACGCACCCUGAACACGGAGUGCAGCAUAGGAGACAAACACAGGGCAGAGGUGCUGCAGCUGAGCAGCUGUCUAAGUUCAUUUUUAAAGGCUGCCCCAUGGGAAGAGCACUAGAUUUUGCCCAGCUGACAGUUUUAAGUGACGGGCGGCCUUGGGAAAAAGUGACACGUGGUGACAGCAGAAGCCAGUUAUUUCAGCAGCCUGUCUGAGUGACAGUGCUCCCUGGGUGCCACCCGCCCACUGCAGACCUCCCGGAGCUUUCUGUGAACAGCAGGCAGCCCCUCAGAGGGUCGCUCUGAAGGAUUCACCAAAUGUUUCUGCGAAUUUUGUACCCGUGCACCUCUUCCCAUUGUGGGAUGGCAGGAGGGUGCCCUGCACAUAUCUCAUCUCAUCUCAUCUCAUCUCAUCUCAUCUCAUCUCAUCUCAAUCUGCCUGGGUUUUGAGGUGGCCUGGCUUUGUCUUUCUCUCGCCCUCAUGGAGCCCCUGCCCCUCUCCUUAAGGCCUGGAGUGUGAGUGGUGGGUGCUCCUUCCAGGCCUGGAGCACUUCAGAGCAUGCUAGCAAGGGGCAUGGAUGCUGGCUCUCAGUGAGGGGCUGGUGUGUCUGUGAGACGGAAUGGGGCGAGGGAAGCCGCUCUCCUGUUUGGGAAAAUUAUGUUGGAAGGAAAACGUGCCCUACACUGGGCAUGUUUCUGCUGUUGUCUGCAGGAAAUUUAGGGCAGAAAGAAAUAUUCCUGUUUCUCCUUAUUUCUGUUUCUUUGUAGGUAUUAAUGACUGAUGAGAAAUUUCAAAGCCUCUGUGAUAAGCAGCAAACCCUUAUGAUUUCAGAAGGAGACAUACAAGUUCAAAAGAGGGGAACUCAUUUUUCUCAAGUGUCAGGCAUCAUGCCUGGGACUUUCAUAUUUUACUCCAUUGUAAUAAAAGCAGCCCUGUGAGGUAAAUGCAUUGUGAAGGCUGCUGACUUGAGUAAACCAAUAGAUAAAAGGAUAUACAAAGGAACACAGCCUACUUGUCAUGACUUCAACCACCUAACAGCCACAGCAGAAAGUGUCUCUCUCCUAGUGGGCUUUUCCGCAGGCCAAGUCCAGCUUAUAGACCCAAUCAAAAAAGAAACUAGCAAACUAUUUAAUGAGGAAAGACUAAUAGACAAGUCACGAGUAACCUGUGUCAAAUGGGUUCCCGGUUCGGAAAGCCUUUUCCUAGUAGCCCAUUCGAGUGGGAACAUGUACCUGUAUAAUGUGGAGCACACUUGUGGCACCACAGCCCCCCACUACCAGCUCCUGAAGCAGGGCGAGAGCUUCGCCGUGCACACUUGCAAGAGCAAAUCCACGAGGAACCCUCUCCUUAAGUGGACGGUGGGCGAGGGGGCCCUCAACGAGUUUGCUUUCUCCCCAGAUGGCAAGUUCUUGGCGUGCGUGAGCCAGGACGGGUUUCUGCGGGUGUUCAGCUUUGACUCUGUGGAGCUGCACGGCACCAUGAAAAGCUACUUUGGAGGCUUGCUGUGCGUGUGCUGGAGCCCCGACGGCAAGUACAUUGUGACGGGGGGCGAGGACGACCUGGUGACCGUCUGGUCUUUUGUAGAUGGCCGAGUGAUAGCGCGCGGCCACGGGCACAAGUCCUGGGUCAGUGUGGUGGCGUUCGAUCCCUACACCACGAGUGUGGAGGAGAGCGACCCCAUGGAGUUCAGUGGCAGUGACGAGGACUUCCAGGACCUGCUCCAUUUUGGCAGAGACCGAGCAAACAGCACCCAGUCCAGGCUGUCCAAACGGAACUCCACGGAGAGCCGCCCCGUCAGCGUCACGUACCGGUUUGGCUCUGUGGGCCAGGACACGCAGCUCUGCCUGUGGGACCUCACGGAGGACAUUCUCUUCCCUCACCAGCCCCUCUCGCGGGCGCGGACACACACCAAUGUCAUGAAUGCCACGAGCCCUCCCACGGGGAACACCGGGAACAGCGUCACGACGCCCGGCAGCUCUGCGCCGCCCCCUUUGCCGCGGUCCAACAGCCUCCCGCAUUCCACCGUCUCCAGUGCCGGCAGCAAGAGCAGCGUCGCCGAUGGCGCCGUUGCCUCUGGGGUCAGCAAGUUCGCCACACUCUCCCUGCACGACCGGAAGGACCGGCACCACGAGAAAGAUCACAAGCGGAACCACAGCAUGGGGCACAUUUCCAGCAAGAGCAGCGACAAACUGAACCUAGUCACCAGAACCAAAACGGACCCAGCCAAAACUCUGGGCACAGCCCUCUGUCCGCGCAUGGAAGACGUGCCCUUGCUAGAGCCGCUCAUCUGUAAAAAGAUAGCGCACGAAAGGCUGACUGUGUUGAUAUUCCUUGAAGACUGUGUGGUCACGGCUUGUCAGGAGGGGUUUGUUUGCACAUGGGGGAGGCCUGGGAAAGUGGUAAGUUUGAAUCCUUAACGCUGCACCGGACCGAGAACUUGCGUAGGUAGUGAUUUUCCUCGCGGGAGGGGUGGGUGUACAAUGAAUGAAUGACACUUCUUAAUGUAAAUCUAAAUGCAUCAGAGCCAUACUUUUGGAUACUGCAUGCCAUGUAAUUCUGAAUCAUUUGAUAAUUCACCUUAGAACGUUAAAAAAUAUAAUCAAACUAAUUGCCAGCCAAGUCAGUCACCCUCCUGGGAGUAUAUAGAGUCCCGAGGUUAGCGUUCCUGUCUUAGACUAUUUCGAUUUUAGGAGAAUCAUGACAGUGUGGAACAAUGACUUAAAAGCUAAAAUUAAAAUUUCUGCUUCAACUGGAAUAUUUUUGCUUAACUACUCAGUUAGACUGUUGUACACCUGAUCAGAGCGCAUCAGUACGGCGGCCACUGAUUGUCCUUUAUAGUCCAGUUUUUUAUCUUAAUCAUAAUGUUUAGGAGUCUAUGGAAUCUACCAUUAGGAACAGCGUUGAGCAGGGUCGAUUGAUGUUAUUUUUACAUUGUCUGGCAAUCCACAGAAAGAGAAGAGCCUUAAUUUUUAAAACCCAUUUUAGUCAUUUUAUGACAAUUAAAAUUGUUUAAUAAACAUCUUUUUUCAAAGAAGCAGUUUGUACCACUUUGAUUGAGAUUCUGUGCACUAAACAAUCCACGCGUUCCUCGGCCGGCGGUUCCCGUGAGCUGGGCCGAGGCCGCCCACAGGUCUCAGAAGUGCCUCCUGCCACGAGCCAGGCCCUUUCCGUCCAGGGCGCGCUGCUUAUGUUUUUUUCCCAAGGAAAAGGAGGUUUUAUUUCCUUCUGUUUUGGGCGGGUUUUGUUUUGUUUUUGUGUCUUGGGGAUUUUUUUGGUCACAAAGGCACACGACUAGGCCCUGGGCAGCCACCUCCUGUUUGAUUUGGACAGACUGACAGACUGACACCCCCUGGGGUCCGGGUUUGGUUUUCACAUCAGGGGAAGCCCAGGUGCAGGGCACCCCCUUUUCUUACUGUUGGAUGGCGGUCCUUUCAGGGUCAUUCUUGGGACGCUGAUGCUGGCUGGCCUGACCCUCGGGCUCUGUCCUCAGGCCUCCACCCCAGCACCUCACCCUGGCCUGGUGCCCUCUGGGUGGCCCUGCCGUUCCUGCGGGAAACCCCAGUGUUGGAUUCCGGGUCAGCUGUGGAGGAGUUUCCAUCCCUGUGUUCACAUGGAUGAAGUGGCUCUCUGAGCUCUGUGUUUUAUGUCAAAAUGAUGAUUAUCUUGUUUGUUAACUUAUUUUGGUCAUUUAGGUUUGUUCUGUUUUGCACACUUUUGUAAUUAAAUAUAGCGAUUCUGAUAACAUA
Messenger RNA from Miniopterus natalensis, 6337 nucleotides. The record is from RefSeq and is a predicted model, not a curated record. Lineage: Eukaryota; Metazoa; Chordata; Mammalia; Chiroptera; Miniopteridae.